Molecule: messenger RNA, 2037 nt
Organism: Fomitopsis serialis
Lineage: Eukaryota; Fungi; Basidiomycota; Agaricomycetes; Polyporales; Fomitopsidaceae
Product: dehydratase family-domain-containing protein
Exons: 9
Coding region: 52-1863 (603 amino acids)
Biological process (GO): branched-chain amino acid biosynthetic process
Cellular component (GO): mitochondrion
Molecular function (GO): dihydroxy-acid dehydratase activity
Source: RefSeq, a predicted model, not a curated record
GUGACGUGUAUCCGUAUCACGACGCACCAGCCAAGAUCGUCGACCAGAAGGAUGCACCACGCACGGCCCUCGUCCCUCCAUCCGUCCAGGCGGUCGUGUCUGACCACGUCUCGACGAUGCCUCUCGUCGUCGAGAGCUCGGUGCGCGGAGAAGCCCGUUAUGAACCGGUACAGCCGCACGGUCACUCAGCCGAAAACUCAGGGCGCGAGUCAGGCUAUGCUCUACGCGACUGAUGGGGUGAAAGACGACGAGGACUUCAACAAGGCGAUGGUUGGCGUCGCCAGCGUCUGCUGCAAUAAGCACCUAUUAGGUCUAGGUCAGCACGUCAAGAAGUCGCUAACUGACGCUGGUAUCAUUGGCUACCAAUAUGGUACCGUUGGGGUCAGCGAUGGCAUCAGCAUGGGCACUGAAGGGAUGUCUUACUCGCUCCAGUCGCGAGACCUCAUAGCGGACCAGGUUGAGACCGCCGCAGGCGGUCACUGGCUGGACGGUAUGGUGGUCAUCCCUGGAUGCGACAAAAACAUGCCCGGUGUGCUGAUGGCACUGGGGCGACUGAAUCGGCCCGGUAUCAUGAUGUACGGCGGAACCAUCCGCGCAGGAUCUUGCGCGGGCGCGCCGCAGCUGGACAUUGUUUCCGCCUUCCAGGCAUACGGGAAGUAUUUGCAAGACGGCCGGACGGAGGCAGCUGAGCAGGCGCGGUACCAGACCAUUCGCCACGCAUGUCCCGGUCCCGGUGCCUGCGGAGGAGUAAGUGCGACGCCGCCCCUAUCCUGCCCGUCUGACAGGGGCUCCCGCGCAGAUGUACACGGCGAACACAAUGGCGAGCGCUGCGGAGGCCCUGGGCAUGGCCGUCCCGGGAUCAUCCUCCUUCCCCGCCGAGUCCCCAGAAAAAUGAACGAGUGUGCGAGCAUCGGACCCGUCAUGCGCAACCUGCUGGAGAAGAAUAUUCUCCCCCGGCAGAUCAUGACUCGCUCUGCGUUCGAAAACGCGAUGGUUCUGACGAUGAUCCUCGGCGGUUCGACAAAUGCCGUCCUCCACCUUAUCGCCAUUGCGCACUCGGUUGGUAUCAACCUCACGAUCGACGACUUCCAAAAUGUCUCGGACCGCGUCCCCUUCAUUGCCGACCUGAAGCCCAGCGGUAAAUAUGUCUUUGAAGACGUGUACAAAAUUGGCGGUAUCCCAAAGAUCUUGGAAUACCUGAUGAGCAAAAAUCUCAUAGACGGUAAUAACUUGACCGUCACCGGACGAACCCUGGGCGAGAACCUGGAGCGCUGGGUGCACGAACACGGUAAGCUGGACUUCACCAGCCAGGACGUGAUCCGGCCGCUCGAGAAUCCGAUUAAGGAGACUGGUCACUUGCGGUCAGUCAAGUCUUCCGUCGCUAAGAUCACGGGAAAGGAAGGCCUAGGUUUCACAGGCAAGGCGCGUGCCUUCGACAGCGAGGAUGACUUCGUGCGCGCCGUCGAGAGUGGAUCGAUCAAGAAGGGCGAGAAGACGGUCGUCGUGCUGAGAUACCUCGGGCCGAAGGGUGGACCGGCCGACGAGUCUUAUUAUGGGUGCGGCCUUGGCCACGACGUUGCCUGCCUCACGGACGGGCGCUUCAGCGGCGGCUCGCAUGGGUUCUGUAUCGGACACGUUGUCCCGGAGGCACAAGUAGGAGGCCCUAUUGCUCUGGUGCAGGAUGGCGACAUCAUAGCUGUCGACGCGGUCAAAAAUAGCAUCGAGUUGCGGGUCUCCGAAGAAGAGCUGGCGCGCCGCCGACAGUCCUGGAAGGCCAAGCCGCUCAAAUUCACUCAGGGGACUCUGUUCAAGUACAUCAAGACAGUCGAGGACGCUAGUCAUGGAUGUAUCACGGAUGCAUGAGGACACGAAGGGUGAUUCACCGCAACAAAACACCGCUUUAUUACACGGGAUCCGGAGUCCAUUCGCUAGCCCUUGUCGACAUAGAGAGCAUAUCUAAUGGCACUUCCUUGGUGGUCGAUUAUUGGCUUACCACCAUCACGGCGUGACUCGCGAAGAAUGCAGCUAGCUACACAC